GCAGACCCGCACGGGAACUUUGGGCUCGAAGUUUUGUGUUUCCACACCAAUUAGAACCCGCUCAAGUUUCAAACAUGCCACUGAGCCUGUUGCAGGACUGGUGUAGAGGGGAGCAUCUGACCAGCCAGCGAUCCAUGCUAAUCCUCGGCAUUCCCGAGGACUGUAGUGAGGAUGAGUUUGAGGACACUGUGCACUUGGCUCUCAGGCACCUGGGAAGAUACAGGGUCAUCGGUAGGAUGUUUAGAAGGGAGGAGAAUGCCAAGGCCUGUCUACUGGAAUUUGCAGAAGAUUUUGACUGCGCUUCGGUCCCCAGAGAAAUACUAGGCAAGGACGGGCCCUGGGAGGUGAUUGUAGAACCUCCUAAUUCAGAUGGUGAAUUUCUUAAUAGACUAAACCACCUGUUAGACGAAGAGCGAAGAACGGUGUCUGACAUUAAUAGAAUCCUCGGGUCCUAUACUAAUUCUGCUCCUAGGCUGGCUUUUAACCCAGAAGUUUGGAACUGGACCCAGACCCUGGAGAUAACAGUUCAGCCUCUGCUAGAGCAAAUGUUGUACCGACAGCUAAGAGUGUUUUCUGGAAACACCACACCUGUCCCAGGGAUGUCAGCCUUUGAGGCCUGGUUUGAGCACACCACGGACAUGUUACAAAUGUGGCAAGUGCCUGAGAUGGAAAAGAGGCGCAGGCUCAUAGAAUGCCUUCGAGGUCCUGCUCUGCAGGUGAUCAGUGUGCUGCGGGCCAAUAAUCCUGGCAUCACUGUAAAAGAGUGCCUUGAGGCCCUGCAGCAGGUGUUUGGGCCUGUAGAGAAUGGGAGGAUGGCUCAGAUAAAAUUUGCUGAGGCCUACCAGGAGCCAGGAGAGAAAGUCUCCAACUUCGUGCUACGUUUGGAGCCGUUGCUACAAAAAGCUAUUGAAAAAAAUGUAAUACCACGGAAGAGUGUGAAUCAAACUCGCCUGAAACAAAUCUUAGACGGAGCCACUCUUACUGACAAACUUCGAGACAAGCUUAAGCUGAUGAAUCAGCGCAAGAAGCCACCAGGUUUCCUGGCCCUGGUGAAGUUCCUGCGUGAAGAGGAGGAGUGGGAGGCCACCGUGGGUCCAGACAGGGAGUUCCUGCAACCUGUGGAAUUAUCUCGAAGACCCUCAGGCACAAUCAGUGAGUUCGGGCCUUCUCUCUCCGCCUCUGAGCAAAGCGGUCAGACCUGGCUUUCCCAAGGCCCCCAGGGCUCCCAACAUCAUCGCCGUAACCAGAGGGGCAGCAGAGGCUGGAAGGGCAGUAUGCUGAGAGGUGGCUCUCGAGGUGCAGGCAACCGGAACCACCACACAUUCUGUUACAGUUGUGGAGAAGAUGGCCACAUCAGGGUACAGUGCUUCAACCCCUCCAACUUGCUCUUGGUGAGGCAGAAGAAGCAGGCUGCAAGUAGAAAGUUGGGAAACGGAAGCUGGGCUUGAGACAAGAGCCAACCCAAGUCCAAGGUCAGAGAACAAGGUAUAAUUUUUUACCACAGGUUAAGCAGACAAAAGACAUACUGAAAAAAUGGAAAGGCAUAGUCCAGACAAAUAGCAGGAGACUUGAGGGAGCAGGAAGACAGGACAGCCAGGCCCAAGCCAGACCCCCUCACCCUUCACCAACUGUCACCAACCAAGACCAAAAUGCACCCAACGCU
Perognathus longimembris pacificus (Pacific pocket mouse) is the source of this 1663-nucleotide messenger RNA. It is a transcript of the gene Pnma3, whose product is annotated as PNMA family member 3. The coding region runs from base 75 to 1448 and encodes 457 amino acids. The transcript has a single exon. NCBI's taxonomy places the organism in Eukaryota, Metazoa, Chordata, Mammalia, Rodentia, Heteromyidae. The record is from RefSeq and is a predicted model, not a curated record. Gene Ontology annotation, molecular function: zinc ion binding; nucleic acid binding.